This is a messenger RNA of Impatiens glandulifera, 2185 nucleotides long. Its product is annotated as protein AIR2-like. Lineage: Eukaryota; Viridiplantae; Streptophyta; Magnoliopsida; Ericales; Balsaminaceae. Bases 183 to 1832 code for a protein of 549 amino acids. The transcript has 10 exons. The record is from RefSeq and is a predicted model, not a curated record. Gene Ontology annotation, molecular function: nucleic acid binding; zinc ion binding.
AUCGUUUUUUCCCCAAAAAGAAAAACCUCUUCGUUUAAAUUUAAGGAAUGGUAAACCCUAGUUCCUUGUCCAUUCGGCGGCAGGUCUAGGGUUAAUUAGGGCUUCAGCAAUCGGAGUUUCUUUGUGUUAUUUAUCUCUCUACCCUCACUGCAUCUGUCGAUACAUCCUCUAUUCGCAUUGCAAUGGGUAGGAGAGUGAAGAAUCAGAAAGCAACCAAGGCCCAUCACGAUGACGAAAUUGAAGAUGAAGAACGUGGAGGCGCACCCAAGCUAUCAAGCUUUGUUGUUAUACCGGACAGUAGCGACGAUGAAGAGGCUAACGAAGAUUUGAGCCUUAAAAUUGUAGAGAAAGCGAGGUCACGAGCGAAAGCCAAUAACGACGUCGUUCCUUCUGCCGCAUUGGAUGGAGGAGACGUUUCUUUGUCAAAAACCCAAGAUUCAGAUGAUACGGGUAACAAAAAGCUGAAGUCUGUGAAAAAGAUUAAGGUAGCGAAGAAGAUUAAGGUAGCGAAGAAGAUUAAGAAGCAAAAGAAGACGGAAGAGCCGGCAGAACUUGUGGAUCUGAAAAGGGAUGAAGAGAAGGACACAUUGCAAAAUGUGGAGAAUGUGGAGAAUCUGGAGAUUACUAAAUUGGUGGAGACAAGCCCAAUUGAGAUACCUGAUAAUGAUGUUCUAAAGAAGCUUCUUCGAGGACCAAGAUACUUUGAUCCUCAAGAUGGUGGAUGGAAUACAUGCUACAAUUGUGGGGAAGAGGGGCAUAAAACUGUGAACUGUACCCUAGCAAGGCGAAGGAAGCCAUGCUUUGUUUGUGGGAGUUUGGAGCAUAAUGCAAAGCAAUGCUCAAAGGGACAUGACUGUUUUAUCUGCAACAAGGAAGGUCAUCGUGCUAAAGCAUGUCCAGAAAAAUACAAGGAAAAGAAACUUAAUGAUUCUCAGAUAUGCUUAAAAUGUGGAGGUCCUGGCCAUGAUAUGUUCUCAUGCAAAACUAGUUAUUCUGCUGAUGAUUUGAAGGAAAUUUCGUGCUAUAUUUGCAAGAGUUUUGGACACCUCUGUUGUGCUGAUUUUGUUGAUCCAGGUCCAAGUGUACUUUCUUGUUAUAGGUGUGGGGAGACAGGCCACAAUGGCUUGGAAUGUGGAAGAUCACGUGGUGGAUCUAACACUGCUGCUGCGUCAUGCUAUAAAUGUGGUGAAGGAGGACAUUUUGCACGAGAAUGUCAAAGUUCAUCAAUAAAGGAAUCUGGAAGAUCACAUGGUGAAUCUAACACUGCUAUGUCAUGCUAUAAGUGUGGUGAAAAGGGACAUUUUGCACGGGAAUGUCAAAGUUCAUCAAUAAAGGAAUAUGGAAGAUCACAUGUUGAAAAAGGACAUUUUUCACGGGAAUAUCAAAGUCCAUCAGUAAAGACAUGGAAUAACAAGCAUGAAUCUGCAACUCCCGCUAGAAAAGUGCGCAAACUAAAUAGAGACUACGAAGGAUAUAAAUCUGUGCCCCUAGAUUUUGGUAAGUCUCAUAAAAGGAAAAUAUCCCAAUAUGAUGAAGGUUAUUCUACGCCAUCUGUCUCAAUGAAUAGAGGUCGUUGGAAUCCUGAACGUCAUCAUGGAGACAUGCCUGAGAGAAAUGGGUGGAGAUCACCUACGACGCCAACUACUUAUGAAAAUAACUAUUAUGGUUCUGCUGGAAAUUCUUCUUAUACCCCUAGCUAUUACAAUAAUAAUGCACAUCAAUAUGGAAAUUCUACUUCAAAUGGAUCAAAUAGAUAUUAUCAGCAUGAUUAUUCAACUCAUAGAUACAACAAUUCUGGUCGUAGUGACUAUGGAAGAAGUAAUGGGUGGUAACUUAAAAUCUUUUGGUAUGUUGUUGAAAGAAAAUGGAUUAUUUACUUGAGGAGCCCAAGUCGGAACUGUAAAGUGCCCUGGUCAAAACUCCCCCGUUGUUGUACAUUCACAAUAGAAGGGAUGUGCUAAACCAAGCUUCCUAUUUCGUCGAGAACUUGCUUUAUAUAUUUCUUUUAUUUUCUUUUUGAAAAAGAAUGCAACUUCUAAAACCAUUUUUGACAAUUACAUUGUUGGUUUAUAUGUUUUAAACUUUAUUAAUUCAUUAUGUCUUUUGACAGUGUGCUAGAAGUAUCCUUGAACUAAUAGAAUUUUUUGUGACAUUUUUUAUUAUGUUUAUUGAAUAACUUGCAUCC